Messenger RNA from Podospora anserina S mat+, 651 nucleotides. RefSeq lists its product as uncharacterized. The transcript is spliced from 3 exons. Gene Ontology annotation, cellular component: kinetochore. NCBI's taxonomy places the organism in Eukaryota, Fungi, Ascomycota, Sordariomycetes, Sordariales, Podosporaceae. The record is from RefSeq and is a predicted model, not a curated record. Bases 1 to 651 code for a protein of 216 amino acids. Gene Ontology annotation, biological process: kinetochore assembly.
AUGGCAGCAAUCAAUGCAACGACCUCUGUACCCGAGCUGUCCCAGGCCGAAGCCGGCGUGCUGGAGCUUUACGACAAGGUGCAACAACUCCAGCUCCAGUUGGCAGUUCUCAGAGCACAAGAGCGUUACACCCAAGGGAAAGGAUCACCAGACGGUCGAACCCGGCUGUUGGAAGCAAACGCAUCACUGUCACUUCGCGACAGAGUUAUCGAAAGCGUCGUGGCGGUCCAGCCAACUCUAAAAGCCGUCCACCAUGCCACUCACGCCUCGCCUGUUGAACGGGAUCUUUUAUCCCACAUCGAGCAGCGCGACCAUGCAGCAAAGCGCACCGCUGAGCACUGCUCGGCCCUGCACUCGGCCAUGGAGAGGCUCACAAAGGUUGAGGUUGAAUAUCUAGAAACCAAACAGCGAAAUGUGGAACUCGCAUCGGAAACGCUUGACCUUGCUGCUGAUAAUGUCGGGCAAGAACCCAACAAUGUCAUAAAUACACAGCUCAAGAUGGAACUGGACACAUUAGAGACCCAGCUUAGAGCGACGCGCGGAAAAUGGAGAGUGAUGAAAGGCACAGCUAGUGCUAUCGUCGCUGGCAGCGGCCUUGACUGGGUUCGGGAUGAGCGUUUGCGCGAACUGGUGCUCGACAUCGACGAUUGA